UUUCCUCCUCACAUCCUGCACUGACCCUCCGCUACCCCUGCCAACUGGACACGCGUGGGAAAGCAAGACGCAACAAGCCUUCGGUUUCAGGAAAACGACCUUUAUUUUACGUUUCAGAGACGCUUUAUUCAAGGAGAGAUGGGCAGAAUAUAUAAGGAUGAAAAGGAUGACUGGAUAGCGGUCUGUCUCAAGUACCUCCUCUUUGUUUUCAACUUUCUGUUCUGGAUGGGCGGUGGGGUGGUGAUGGGUGUCGGUAUCUGGACGCUUGUUGACAAAGGAGACUACUUGAGCCUUCUGGCCUCAAGCACAUUCGCUGUGUCCGCCUACAUCCUGAUCCUGGCUGGAGGGCUGGUGAUGGUCACGGGUUUCCUGGGAUGUUGUGCUGUCAUACGAGAGCAGAGGAGCUGUCUGUCCACGUACUUCUCGUGUCUGCUUCUCAUUUUCUUUAUUGAGCUGGUAGCUGGUGUCCUGGCCUACGUGUAUUACCAGAAGCUGAGCGAGGAGCUGAAGCAGCAUCUUAGCAAAACGAUGACACAGAACUACGCUCAGCCCGGGAAAGAGAGCAUCACUCUAUCUGUGGACAGACUACAGCAGGAUUUUAAAUGUUGUGGGAGCAACAACUCCUCUGAUUGGAUGCACAGCGUGUACAUCAAGUCCCAGGAGGCAACGUCAAGGUUGGUUCCUGACAGCUGCUGUAAAACCAUUACCCAUUUGUGUGGAAAGAGGGACCACCCCUCCAACAUCUACAAGGUGGAGGGUGGCUGUAUUUCUAAGCUGGAGCAGUUCCUUGCUGAUCAUUUGCUUAUCAUUGGAGCUGUGGGAAUAGGUGUGGCCUGUUUGCAGCUAGUGGGCGCAGUUUUGACAGCCUGCUUUAUGUAUCUGCUUUAUAAAGAAGAGGAAGAAGACUACUCUGACGUUUGAUUGGCUAGUGUCCAUUUUUGACAUCCGAACAGCUAUCUGAGGACCAGAUAUGUGGGAUGGUGUUCACUUGUUGCCUACACAGGCGAAUUAAACUGGACCCAUACUGAACACUCGGCACUUAAACAGUAUAUGCCUUUACCAACACUUCAACAUGGCCUUACUACUGUGCCCACUUUAAAAUGCAUGAGCAAACACAAGGCUUUAAGCUAUUAAUAUAAGGGCUUUCUUUUAACAUAUGCUACAUUUUGUAUUAUUCCUAAAGGGAUAGAGAAACAAUUAUGGGUCUGGUAAACCCCAUAAUGCUACGUGUGCUUGAAAUAGACAUAAUGUCAAUGUUGCCUUCUUAUAAUCCUGAUGUUCUUUAUAAAGUUAAGGAGUAAGCUUUGUCGUGCAGUCAGAUAUUGAGGAGGCAAUUAGAAAUGAUGUUUAUUUUUUAAUCAUUUAUUUUUUACUUUGUGUGAAGUAUAAUAUAUUUAUAUACUGUAUGUUGUUUGAUUUGAUGUUAAGUAUAUUUAAUGUGCUGCUAAUCUCAGACAGGCAUGUACACCUGCUUUUGGGCACAAAAAUACACUGGACCAAUGUCAAAAAAGCUUUAUAAUGCAAAUAUUUUUUUCUUAAAAAGUGAGGAGCAUUAGCUUUGUGGAGAACAAAUUUCAUAAACCAGAACAUUUUGGAAAAGGUCAAACAUAAGCUACACAUUUAAAAGUGGCAGCUGUAUGUAAUAAAACCGGCCACAGUCCCUGGGAAAAUAAUGUCUACACUGUCUUUACCCUUUCGCCUUAAAGCAAACAGAGGACUUUUUUAAAGUGUAAUGCUGCUCUCAUAAGUGUAGUUGCUUUAAAAGUUUUUCCUUCAUAUCAGAUAUCAAUUAUUUUCUGUCUCAUUGAUAAAUGUAGAUGUACUAAUAUAAAUAUAACAGUUUGGUUUGUUGCCUAAUGGUUUUCUUUUAGUUGGCAUGGCAGAACGUUGAAUGAACAUUUAUGAACUUGCUACAAAUUGGUGAACUCAUGUUAAGGGUCACAUCACAUAAUUUUUUAUUGUCUGAGCAGUUAACAUCAUUGCACUGCCAUUUAAAUCACAGCUGCAAACUCCUAACGUUGCCACGGCAACAUCAUCCGCAUUCAAAUUCAAUGUCAUUUUGCUUCAAACAGAUGGUUUAAUGUGAUAUUUUCUCUUCUUUGCCUUAUGCUCAAGACAAAUUAUUAAUGUUUUUAAAAUGUCGACAAGCAUUUCUGCGCAAACUCAUCUCGUAUCGAAACUGUAUAAAAGUCCAAGAAGAUCUUGAUUAUAAAUUUGCAUUGUCCCGUUCCAUUAGUAGUAAUUACUGCACUUGUAUCCAGAGUUAUAUAUCAGCACUGUUAAAUAUUGUGGAUUGAACAUGUAAAACUUUAUGUAUAUUUUCAGCGUUGCAUUGUUUACUCUGAUAACAGUAAGUUUACUUCAUAAAAGCCUUGCCUUAAGAUGGAAUUGGAAUGAAAUUCUUUGAUUAAUGUAUGUUUUUAGAAACUGUGUUUAAUAAACUUACAAUGUA
Molecule: messenger RNA, 2452 nt
Organism: Triplophysa dalaica
Lineage: Eukaryota; Metazoa; Chordata; Actinopteri; Cypriniformes; Nemacheilidae
Gene: tspan11
Product: tetraspanin 11
Exons: 9
Coding region: 139-921 (260 amino acids)
Cellular component (GO): membrane
Source: RefSeq, a predicted model, not a curated record